Physella acuta is the source of this 2613-nucleotide messenger RNA. Its product is annotated as dynein regulatory complex subunit 4. Lineage: Eukaryota; Metazoa; Mollusca; Gastropoda; Physidae. Gene Ontology annotation, biological process: cell motility. The record is from RefSeq and is a predicted model, not a curated record. Gene Ontology annotation, cellular component: microtubule; Golgi apparatus; motile cilium. Gene Ontology annotation, molecular function: small GTPase binding; microtubule binding.
AUCCGGGUACCGUUGCUGUGACGAACAUCUUAACAACCAAAACACUGGCAUCAUGACAACGAAGAUGUAACAUGCACUGACAGCGCAAUAACUUCAAUUACUGAUUCAAAUCAGUACUAAAAUCAGUGUCAUUUUGGUCGCCAUAGAUCUUCAAAAUGCCACCUAAAAAGAAAAGUGGGAAGAAGGGGAAAAAGGGCAAGAAGGGAAAGAAAUCAGGGAAGAAGGGUGGAAAGAAGGGAGCACCAACUGUAAUAGAUGGAAUUCCCACUGAGGAAAUGUCAAAGGAGCAGCUUGAGGAGCAUGUUCAACGCAUACGAGAAGAGCUUGAGCGCGAGAGGGAGGAGAGAAACUACUUCCAGCUUGAAAGAGACAAAGUUAACACAUUUUGGGAGAUCACUAAAAGACAGCUGGAAGAAAAGAAAGCAGAACUACGCAACAAAGAUCGUGAAAUGGAGGAUGCAGAAGAAAGGCAUCAAAUUGAAAUUAAGGUUUACAAACAAAAAGUAAAACAUUUACUUUACGAGCACCAGAACAACAUAUCAGAGCUCAAAGCAGAAGGGGCUGUCUCACUUAAACUAACUCAGGAUAAUCAUCAUUCAUCUGAACUAGAGCUUCGAAAGGACAAACGAGCUCUUAAAGUAGAACUUAAAGAGCAAGAACUUGCACAUGAAGAUGUCAUUAAGAAUUUGAAAAAGAAAAAUGAUGAGGUCAUGACCAAUUUGCGCAACACUUUUGAGCGCCAAGCUAAAGAAAUUGAAAACAAGUAUGAAAAGAAAAUGAGGUCAUUGCGUGAUGAGUUAGAUUUAAGAAGGAAAACAGAAAUCCAUGAAAUUGAAGAAAGAAAGAAUGGGCAAAUUAACACAUUAAUGAAAAACCAUGAGAAGGCUUUUAGUGAUAUCAAAAACUAUUACAACGAUAUCACUUUAAAUAACCUUGCUCUUAUCAAUACAUUAAAGGAACAAGUCGAAGAUAUGAAAAAGAAAGAAGAAAGGAUGGAGAAACAGAUGGCUGAGGUUAUAACUGAGAACAAACGUUUGGCUGAACCACUACAGAAAGCCCGAGAGGAGGUGGAGGAUCUGAGGAGGCAGCUGUCCAACUAUGAGAAAGAUAAAGAAAUUCUUAAGAAUGCUAAAGGCCAUGUAAAACAAAUGACAGAAGAAUUUAAAGCACUCAAAUGGGAACAUGAAGUCUUGGAGCAACGUUUCCAAAAGAUUCAAGACGAAAGAGAUGAACUGUAUAGAAAGUUCAUCAAAGCCAUUCAUGAGGUCCAGCAGAAGUCAAACUUCAAGAAUUUAUUGUUGGAGAGGAAACUUUCUGCGCUUGCUGACACUCUUGAAAAGAAAGAAGCCCAGCUGAACGAGGUCUUGUCUGCAUCCAAUUUAGAUCCUACAGCUCUUACCGUGGUGACAAGAAAACUUGAGGAUGUGCUUGAUUCUAAGAACAGUGCAAUCAAAGACUUGCAAUAUGAGCUUGCUAGAGUUUGUAAGGCUCAUAAUGACUUGUUAAGAACAUAUGAAUCCAAACUGGAUCACUUUGGAAUACCAACCGAGGAACUUGGAUUCAAGCCACUUGAGAGCACUGUGGGAGGUCAAACUCUUGGUCAUGGCCCGGCUGGUUUGGUCUCUGCCCCAACCUAAACCUACGGGAAUUUUGUAGUGAAAUGCCUUAUUUAGAGAAUCUUAAUCCUAUUUGUCUUGUCGUUUGAUCAACUAUUAGUCAAUUGAUAGGUUUGCCCCAAACUGAACUUCAAUAGGCAAAUGACACUUAAAUGGUUGUGCUUAUUUUUCAUGAACAAUGGAAACAAAAUAUUUUUUAUAAGAAUGUUUAUUUAGCACAGGUUUAGGUUUGCUAUCGCUAAAUAAAAAUCAGGAUGUGAUUCUCAAAGAUAGGCAUGUUCAUGAAAUAUUAAAAUUACAGGCAAAAUGAAUCUCUGAAAAUCUACAAAAUUUAAACUUGUGCACAAAAGAGUGCACUUGCAACAUCUUGUUGUAGUUGUCAGUGUGGGAUUUAUAACGGUAGAGUUUCUGAAUUUUUGUCACUGAAAGAAUUUUGUACUAAAGUGUGGAUGUCAAGAAUAGAAUUAUACUAAGUGUCCAAAUGAAUAUAAAAAAAAACAAUUGAUGUAUGUGGUCACUUGUUUGAUUUAUUUACAACUUACCCAAACUAGAUGUGACUUACUUAUCCUUCUAGCAAUUUUUCUGGCAGGUUUUUAAAAUGAAGAGAAAAGUUUUUUAAAAACAUUUUGUCUAUGUGUGUUGAAAAGUAUACUUGCUUCAAGACUCACAGCUUACAUCGAGGAUAUCAUACAUUUUUUCCAAAUAAAAGACUGAAAUGAACUUUGAAAAGACUAUUUUUGUAGGACGUUCGACUUACAAUGACAUUUGACUUGUAAGAAAUAUUUACCCUAAUUUUUUUAGAAUUAUUUACUUUUUCUAAUUAAAAUUGAGUGUUUUUAAUUUGUUAAUUUUCUUCUGGGAGUUAACAAGAAACAUGACAAAAUUUUGUGAUGUUCAGUCAAGGGAAGUAACAAAAAUAAAAUGUAAAUAUUUUCACAGCAAUGUGAUCUAAUCUUUUUUAAACCAACCAUUUGUUUGUUUCUUCGACCCAAAACUC